Molecule: messenger RNA, 570 nt
Organism: Carassius gibelio (silver crucian carp)
Lineage: Eukaryota; Metazoa; Chordata; Actinopteri; Cypriniformes; Cyprinidae
Product: bis(5'-adenosyl)-triphosphatase-like
Exons: 8
Coding region: 1-570 (189 amino acids)
Biological process (GO): intrinsic apoptotic signaling pathway by p53 class mediator; purine nucleotide metabolic process; negative regulation of proteasomal ubiquitin-dependent protein catabolic process
Cellular component (GO): cytoplasm; nucleus; plasma membrane
Molecular function (GO): ubiquitin protein ligase binding; bis(5'-adenosyl)-triphosphatase activity
Source: RefSeq, a predicted model, not a curated record
AUGUCCACUAUUUCUGCGUUACACUUUGGGCAGCACAUCAUAAAGUCCUCGGCUGUGUAUUUGAAGAUGGAGUUGUCUUUCGCACUAGCCAACCAAAAGCCAGUCGUGUCUGGUCAUGUCUUAAUUUGCCCCAAACGUGUGACAGAGAAGUUUAGAGAUCUUCAUCCUGAUGAGGUGACCGAUCUGUUCAUGACCACACAGAACAUAGCCAACCUGAUUGAGAAACACUACCAGGCAUCCUCCCUAACCAUCGCCAUACAGGACGGACCUGAGGCAGGGCAGAUGGUGAAGCAUGUCCACGUUCACGUGCUUCCGAGGAAGGCUGGAGAAUUUAAGAAGAAUGACAGCAUCUAUGAUGAGGUGCAUGAAGAGGUGACGAAGUUGUGGACAGCCCCUUUCAUGGCCAGAAACCGCUCGCCUCCCUCUUCCAUCCUCACCACCCUCUAUGACGGGGCAGCCAAGGGGGUACGUGGACAUUCCCCAGGUGGAGAGAGUGGUUGCGGUGCACCUGUGCCCAAAAAACGCCGCCACUUGGAGGAAUCGCCCGCAUCUCCCUUCCAAGGCCUGUAA